Synchiropus splendidus (mandarinfish) is the source of this 2533-nucleotide messenger RNA. RefSeq names its product lysine methyltransferase 5Aa (gene kmt5aa). Bases 1236 to 2093 code for a protein of 285 amino acids. The transcript is spliced from 7 exons. NCBI's taxonomy places the organism in Eukaryota, Metazoa, Chordata, Actinopteri, Syngnathiformes, Callionymidae. Gene Ontology annotation, molecular function: protein binding; histone H4K20 methyltransferase activity. The record is from RefSeq and is a predicted model, not a curated record.
ACAGUGCUGCGGGAACAGUGACACGUGACCGGUGGUUCGGGACGAUGUGUUGGUGUUAGCAGGCGGCUGGCUAACGCUGCUAUGGAUGUUGAUGUCUACCGACGCGAGCUGGCGACAGCGGCUAUUGCAAGGCGCUCAAUAGUCACGCUAAAAUGAGGAAAAGGAGCCGCAGACGGGUGACAACGGGUGGAGACGGGAGUCCGGCUGCAGUACCAAGGUACUCACUUGUGCUCCGUCCAGCCGCCCGGGUCGCAGGUCGCUCGUCUUCUCUCCGCUCCGCCGCGCUCACGCCAUCUUUUAUCCAACGCUCAGCCGCAUGCUGGUCACGUGACGCGGCACAGGCCUACCGCGGUCGUCAUCGCCCUCAAACUCCCCGAGCAGUGGUGGUGGGACCGCGUUUCCGGGUCGCGACGAGUCGAACCGGGUCCAAAAGUCACCCUUUGACGAAGGAAUCGCAGCCUCUGAAAAGCUUUGGACGACAAACAGAAAGAAAACAUCGCUGGCGCAGGCGAGCUAGCGCCACCACGUCACGUGACCCUCCUCGAACUGGACAGGAAGUGACGCGCUGAAACGUUUUCUUCUUCGCUGUUUAUUUUUUUCGGCUUUGUCUUCAGUUAGUAUUGACCACUUUCCCCAACUAUUUUCUUCCGGCUGAUUCGAGGAAACUGGGGAAUUCGUAAUUAUUUGUAGUUGUUGACAGUCUGACCGCACGUCAUGGCUGUCAUGAGUCGGCUUCAUCACGGAAGGAAGAGCCGGUGACGGGGCGGCUGUCCUCCGAGUCUCUCAUGGAUGUCAUUUAUUACAUUUAAAUGCAGUCGUGCGUGGAACCUGGGAGACAAUUUUGGCUCUCCGAAGUCAAACAGACGAUGAGUGGGAGUGGCCUUGGGAUGUGGCCUCAGAGUUCAGGGUCAUCGCCAUCAACGUGUCCAACAGACGCGCAGCCACUGACCACUGCCGGACCCCAACUCGUCUGAGCGUCUUAUCAUCAUAUGUAUUUGCUGUAGAGCAAGCACAACACACAUGAGAGAGGACUCUUGUUUCUGCCCGUAUGUGCAUGGAAAAAGAGUGGCCUGCGGGGGGCGCCACUCUACCUGUGCUAGCGAGGGUGAAAAUGGCGGAGAGAGUCUGGCUCUAACUCCGUGUCCUCCCCUCUCCGCCCCCUUCUCCCGGGUCCCUGUGAUCGGCGAGGACCGAGUUCUGUGGGUUCGUGGAGGAGGUCCAGUCCGAGCGCGGACAUGAGCGGGGAAGUGGUUUGCAGCAGUCACUCGGAGGUCUUCAGCUCCAUCCAUCCACUUCAUGAGGCAAAGCAGCUGGAGGUGGUGCCGGAGGAACCUUUCAUAGCCAUGAGCUCUCAGAGGCCGGCAGACAAGAGCGCCUCCUGCUGGUCACAGCUACGACUGACUCAGACACGCCUCUGCCCGCCCACUGAGCUCCCCCCUGCCCACAGGUUAUCUCAGACUCCCCUGCUCAGCAGCAACAGACACCUCUCGCAGCAGAGCAGAAGCGGUCCCCGGGUCGGAACCAGGAAACACUCGAAAAAAAUGGCUAGAGGGAAGAAUGUUCAGAUCCAGAAGGUGACAGACUAUUACCCCAUCAGACGGAGUUCAAGGAAAAGUAAAUCAGAGCUGGAGUGUGAGCAGAAGAAGCAGAUGGACGCGCUCAUCACCAGCGGGGUGGAAGAAGGGAUGGAGAUGCAGUACAUCGAGGGGAAAGGUCGGGCAGUCGUCACCACGCGCUGCUUCCGCAAGGGCGAGUAUGUGGUGGAGUACCACGGAGACCUGCUGGACAUCACGGAUGCCAAGAAGCGCGAGGCGGAGUACGCCCUGAACCCUGACACCGGCUGCUACAUGUACUACUUCCACUACCUGAGCAGGACCUACUGCGUCGACGCCACCAGAGAGACGGGGCGGAUGGGCCGACUCAUCAACCACAGCAAAAGCGGCAACUGUCACACUAAGCUGCAUGACAUCGACGGUGUCCCGCACCUCAUCCUCGUGGCCUCCCGAGACAUCCACCAGGGGGAGGAGCUUCUUUACGACUACGGAGACCGCAGCAAGGCGUCCAUCGCCGCCCACCCCUGGCUAAAACACUGAGAAGCCCAGCAACGCCUUCAGGGGCCAGUCCUGUCUUGCCCACACUCCUACAGAAGCUCAUCCACUGCUUGUUUUAUCCACAAGGGUCUUUUAAUACACACUCACACGCGCUGCGCCACCGGUCGGCGUCAGUCACCAGACUUUCCUCCGCAGUCCACUUGUUUUGUUUUUUUCCAACACGACCGCUGGGGAUUUUCACUUCCAGACAUCAGUGUUCUCAGCUGAGCUUGGGUCACUGCAGAUCACCGUUUGAACUCUAGUGGUUGUGAUGGGACCAGAUGACCCCGCACCGGACGGGGUCUCCUCUCAGCCUCAUUGCUGGCCAAAACCAAAACCAUGAAUAGCCAUCAGUGCUGGCUGACGUCACUUCCUGUAAAUAUAUUUAUUGAAAUGAUCGACGAGAAUAAACGUUUUCAGAACAGAAUGUCUGGUGCUCUGGU